Messenger RNA from Uloborus diversus, 557 nucleotides. RefSeq lists its product as uncharacterized. Lineage: Eukaryota; Metazoa; Arthropoda; Arachnida; Araneae; Uloboridae. The annotation marks the transcript as partial. The record is from RefSeq and is a predicted model, not a curated record. The transcript has 3 exons.
GCUUAUGGGAAAAAGCACUCAAAGCUCUUGAAGAAAAUGAAGACAUACGUGGCAAUGUGCGGCCUAGCACGCACGUGUAUUCGACAACAUCGCUCCAGGAGGAAGUCACAUCGCCAGAGUCGCUUUUGAAGGCCAUCAGUGACUUCAAGGAGGCCGUAGGCUCCACUGGGCAGCCCCUUUUCAUGGAUUUGAAACCACUCAAGGAGUUGAGUGACAAGUUCGACGCUGUUGAAGAAAAUACCGAAGCUCUCGAACUUUUGGAAGAACUGGAUCAGAUGUACGACGACAUAAAACUUACCAAAGUCAGCAUGAUGCGAUGGAUCACGGAAACCGGGAAAGAUUUUUCGGAUGAAGAAGAAGAAAAGAUCAACUCUUUAUUAAGCAAAAUCAACAACUGCCUCCGAGCUUUCAUCAAAGUCGGUCAAGAAGCCAGUUUGUUCAAGAAAAUGGACCGCUCCAUCAUUGAAGCUGCUCAUGAUAAGUACGCAGACGGACUCGUGGACGGAAUUGCAACUUACAACUUGGCUUACAGAAGACUCAAGGAAGAUCUCGGUAUG